UCUGCAGCGAAAGUUCUGGCUGUGCGAGGCUUUAACAUACGGGUCUUUGAGCUGUCGCUGCAGCCAGCGCUGCUCCGCCGCAGUUUUACCCGUCUGCUUCUUUAAUAAACUCAACGAAGAGUGAACACAUCUCACCUAGCCAAAUGCUGAGCCCGAAGCUGCUCACCCUGGUUCUGGUGGUCCAGCCGGGGAGAGUUCUGCUGGGCAUGAAGAAGAGGGGGUUUGGAGUGGGCAAGUGGAACGGCUUCGGCGGGAAAGUUCAGCCUGGAGAAACAAUUGAAGAUGCUGCUAAGAGGGAACUGCAGGAGGAAAGUGGCCUCACGGUGGAUGUUCUGCACAAAAUAGGAAAUAUCAAGUUUGAAUUUGUCGGAGAAACGCAGCUGCUCGACGUCCACGUUUUCAGAGCCGACUCUUUCAACGGAGAACCCACUGAAUCAGAUGAAAUGAGGCCUCAGUGGUUUGAAUUGGACAAAAUUCCCUUCAGCGAGAUGUGGGCCGAUGAUAAACUGUGGUUCCCUCUGAUGCUCCAGAAGAAGAAGUUUGUCGGAUACUUCAAGUUCGAGGGUCACGAUGUGAUUCUCAACCACACGCUGGAGGAAGUGCAAGAACUCUGAUUAUGUGGAAAAAGCAUCAGAAAUGGCUACAAUUAUUAGGAAUGUGAAUAUUCUCAUUUGGGUUCAUGAAAAUACAACUGUAUUGCGAAAAAAAAAGACCAAAACCAAAAAAAGUGUGUUUUGUAAUUUUAUUGUGGAAUGCUGUAAAAUAAGUUCAAUAAAAAUAAGUUUCAAACUGUCGCAUUUAUUUCCCAAAAAAUAAAUUUCAUCAACUCCAAGAUUUCAAUUUGUUUCAUACAAAAUCUGUUACUUGUACAAGUCAAAAAAUGAAAUCUUUACAUUGCUUUAAAAACGUUUGUGCGCAAGAACAAAUGUCAAGUUUACCUUUCAAAAUAAAAGUAGUUGGACUGUAUUCAG
Molecule: messenger RNA, 971 nt
Organism: Oryzias melastigma (Indian medaka)
Lineage: Eukaryota; Metazoa; Chordata; Actinopteri; Beloniformes; Adrianichthyidae
Gene: nudt1
Product: nudix (nucleoside diphosphate linked moiety X)-type motif 1
Exons: 4
Coding region: 144-614 (156 amino acids)
Biological process (GO): DNA protection
Molecular function (GO): 8-oxo-7,8-dihydroguanosine triphosphate pyrophosphatase activity
Source: RefSeq, a predicted model, not a curated record